Messenger RNA from Vicia faba (fava bean), 885 nucleotides. NCBI's taxonomy places the organism in Eukaryota, Viridiplantae, Streptophyta, Magnoliopsida, Fabales, Fabaceae. The record is from the annotation of a GenBank genome assembly.
AUGCAAGUCGGGCUUACAUUAAGUUUAAAGAACAAAGAAGGUCGCCUUAAGUUGAAUCUCUUAGAUCAUGGAUGCUAUGUCGGAGAUUUAUCGAUAAAGUUGGAUGGAAGAGCAUCUUGGCUUUACCAAUUGCUAGUUGAUGCCUUUGAAGAGAAUAUAGCAUCCUCAGUAGAAGAAGGAAUUUCAGGGAAAAUAAAAGAAGGAAUAACAAAGCAUGAUAAUUUUUUGCAAGCUCUUCCAAAGCAAAUUUCCCUUGACGAAACUGCUGCGCUAAAUGUUUCUUUUGUUGGUAAUCCUGUGUUGAGUAAUUCUUCUGUUGCAGUUGCAAUUAAUGGUUUAUUCACAAGAACAAGCCAAAUCUUAGUUCCUCAAAGUUACAAGAAAGGAUAUCAAGUUUCUUCUGCCUGUGGUGGCUUACCAAAGAUGAUAAAGGUUUUAAUACACGAAAACGUGUUCAAAUCUGCUUCCCUAGUUUACUUCAACGCAGGUAAAAUGCAAUUGAUUAUCGAUGAACUACCCGAUAAGGCUCUUCUGAACACCUCUGGAUGGAGAUUCAUAGUUCCUCAAUUAUACAAGCGAUAUCCAAAUGACAACAUGCAAAUUAAUGUCUCUGCAUCUUUUCCACCAGUCAUACAAGUGGGUUACCAAGAUAUCGGUGCUACUGUUUCCAUGGAUAUAACAAUUAAUGUUCUAGAAGGCGGCGAGACCAUACCCGUUGCAUGUAUCUCAGUGGAUAUUAGUGCUUCAUGUUCUGUGGAAAUUUUAGGAAACAACAUUGCUGGUAGGAUUACAUUACAAAUUUUUUCUACAUACUUGAAAUGGAGCAAAAUAGGAAAACUACGCAUACAUCUUAUUCAGUCACUGGUAUCAAGUGCCGGUACCUAA